UUCGUCCAAUCAGCGUUGAGGGUUCGUUUGAUUAGAGUGUCACGUCAACAUUACGCAAAUGAGCUACAGAUUUUCAAACAGUCAGAGAGCGCGUGACCGCGAUCAGAUGGAGAAGGCCUAUAGCAUGUCACUGUCAUGACAUGUCAGCUACCCAGAUCUGAAACCUUUAAUUGGAUCUCACUGGUUAGUGAAGCUGGUGCUCUUCUGCUGUGACGUUGAUUCGUUUCAACAGUCUAUUUAGGCGAUUAUUCCAAAAGAUCUUCCACCCAGCACAACAUAAAAAAGGACUAAGUGCGAGAUCUUGUUGUUCUCUUUCGCAUUUCUUGAUUUGUGGAGAACGGUCUACACAUGGAAUGGCCACUCAAGAUGUCUUUCAGGUAAUCUGAGCGCUGAUUUUUAUCGUGUCCUCCCCCUCCUCCCCCGCGGUGAUCGCGCAUCGCGCCUCAUUCUCACUCCCAUUACGCAGCGGGAUUGACAUGAAACUGUGAAUUGUUUGCUGCUCAAAUAUAGUUGAUCUGGAGCCAGCAGUCUGAGGGGUUGAGGAGCGACCAUCCCUGCCUCCUCCCCCUCUAACAUCAGCAUGACAAAGCACUGGGGGGGUCCGGGCUUGUUGGCACCACCAGUGAUCACUCUAGGAGCAGGAGCCCAACGCGACCAUCACCUUGACUGCAGAACCAGCUAUUCCUCUUCCAACCCCAGCUGUCAUUGCUCCACAAACCCACUGCUGGAGUUCGGUGGCCGACUGGAUAAGUCCACCACAGGGAUGGCGCAGGACUCCUGUUAUAGAGCCAAACCGUCGGAUCAGAGCGCAUGGGAACUGCAGGAUGGAAACUCCAGCGGAGGAAAGAAGAAGAACUAUCAGCGAUAUCCCAAACCACCAUACUCUUACCUAGCUAUGAUUGCCAUGGUCAUCCAGAACUCUCCGGAGAAGAAGCUCACUUUAUCAGAGAUUCUGAAGGAGAUCAGCACUCUUUUUCCAUUCUUCAAGGGAAAUUACAAAGGCUGGAGGGACUCGGUCCGACACAACCUGUCCUCAUACGACUGCUUUGUGAAGGUUCUGAAGGAUCCUGGUAAACCCCAAGGUAAAGGUAACUUUUGGACUGUAGAAGUGAACAGAAUUCCCCUGGAGCUGCUGAAAAGACAAAACACGGCAGUGUCCCGUCAGGAUGAAACCAUCUUUGCUCAGGACCUGGCCCCGUACAUCUUUCAAGGAUACGCUCCGUCAAACAAAUCCAAACCUCUGCCCACUGACCUCUCUUUACCCCCUGUUCCCACCCGUCACAGCCCGCCCCCAUCGGAGGACCCCUAUCGUCCCAAACUGGACUCUACGUUUGCCAUAGAUUCUCUACUGCAUAGCCUCAGGCCGGCCAGUUCUGCUGGGGAGGGGCUACGAGAGAGGGAAAGUUGGGGCGUUGGGCCCCCUCCGCACACUCGCUCUACGACUCCACCACGCCCUUGUAACGCCUCGUACAACUGCAGUUCGUCGGCCAGCUCCGUCAGUCCUGCGUCGGAUUUGUCCGACGAGGACUGGAGAGGGGUGACGCUCGUUGGGAAAAGAUCAAGUGAUCGAGGAUCGACUUCAGAUGGAUACAGUGACUCCUGCCCCCCGCCAAACAAAAGCUCCAAGCGUGGCACUACUCCUCCAUGGGAGCUGCCGACUUCCUAUGCCAAAUACACCCCCCCAAAUGCAGUAGCCCCUCCUAGCAUGCGCUUUAACGGAAACCCGUUCAUGCCACUGGGCGGUAUUCCAUUCUACGGUUAUGGCGGUGCGCACGUCACUUCAUCACACUUGAUUGGUCACCAUUAUUGGCCCAUUCUACCAAGUGGGCCAGUUUCCAUACAAGCGCCUCCCCUUCUCAUGGACUUGGACAGUAUGCUGCAAUCUGUUCCACCUAAUAAGAGUGUGUUCGAUGCGCUUGGCCCCAACAAUCAGACUUCUCACCCAACUCCAAACCAGUAUGCCCUUCAGAACGGACCUUCCCUUUGCAAAUAUUCUCUUUAAACUAUCUCAUAACAGUCCUGGAAGAACACGUCUUCCCAUCUUUGGCACUGCCCAGGUUUACACAUAAAGAUUUGCAACCAUUAAUGCUGCUCAACACAAAUCUGUGAAUUGACUCAGGGAAUUAUUUGAGAAAAUCCCUCUGUACACUGAACUGUUACUGGAGUUCAGACGGGCCAGUAUUGACCAAAGAUUCUACCCAACCAAUGUUGACACUGUUGUGACUCCUGUCCACUCAUGUGAUUUUCUUCGACACAAUUACUACCUCAAACUUUUAAUGUCAGUGGGGAGAUUGGUACAUUUUAGCUGCUCUUGUUUCCUGAAUGGACCCUUGUAGUGUUUAGGGAUAAUGUAAUGCAAUACCUGACAUGACCAAUUGAAUGUUGUCUGUUAAUAAUUCUGAAGUAUUCUGUGUGGCUGCUUUAACUUCCUACAUAUCGACCAGAAAUGGUUUGCUGGACAUUAGGUAUUAGGGAUGUGUUUGUGUGUGAAUGUGUACUUUUGAAUCCGUAAGGGACCUGCAAUGUUUACAUAAAGACAGGCUUUUCUGCCAUGAAUGUGUCACUUUUUAUAUGUUGCAGAGUAAACAUGCAUUUUUUUGAAA
Molecule: messenger RNA, 2603 nt
Organism: Ctenopharyngodon idella (grass carp)
Lineage: Eukaryota; Metazoa; Chordata; Actinopteri; Cypriniformes; Xenocyprididae
Gene: foxh1
Product: forkhead box H1
Exons: 4
Coding region: 581-2002 (473 amino acids)
Biological process (GO): regulation of DNA-templated transcription
Molecular function (GO): DNA-binding transcription factor activity; sequence-specific DNA binding
Source: RefSeq, a predicted model, not a curated record